This is a messenger RNA of Arabis nemorensis, 351 nucleotides long. The record is from the annotation of a GenBank genome assembly. NCBI's taxonomy places the organism in Eukaryota, Viridiplantae, Streptophyta, Magnoliopsida, Brassicales, Brassicaceae.
AUGGAGAGAUCUUGUGUCGCAGGUUACCCGCCGCCUUCUCCACGCGUUUUCAUCCUGUGGCGCUGCCAAAUCGAUCUCACCGGAGAGGAAACAAUGUUAGCGACUCUUGUGGGAGAUGCACUUCAACAGAAGCUCCGACAAUGGACUGAGCAGGCUCCGUCGAGAAAAUCGAUCGGCUUUCUCGCACACCGCCGCUGCCACCAUUUGUCACGGAGGUUUCGUAUCUCGUCGACUCCUCUCCACCACGAGAAGAAAUCUGAAAUUUGGGGUUGUUACUGGAACCAUAUUCUUCUUGCUAGGGCUGUUACCGGAACCAUAUUCAUACUCUUCAUCGAUCUUACUUGCUUUUGA